AAAACAGCUGAAACUACUCAACAAGUUACCGACUGGGAAGGUAGCAUCACCUAUCGGGAAAGCUUGGAAACUAGUUGCCGAAUAGUUUGCGGGAUUUCCUGAUAGGUGGAGCUAGUGUCCACUUUUUUACAUAAAGAUACACGGUAAUAUGUUAAAUACCAUUCCGUUCGGAAACAUAAAUGCGUUUAUAUAUUAUGUAUUUUCGAUCUAUAUUAUUUUUUAACGAUUUGUUCAACAUGUCCGUUAUACGACAAGUUUUCGUUCGUUUUGUGUAUGCUUAACUCUGAUUGGUUCAAAAAUGUUUCGCCUGCGGAAGUGCAUUGUUGCGUCGAGCAGCAUAUCCGGUAGUCUUUAAUUUAGUGUAUUUUUCGAUCUUCGAUGUUACCUCUUAUUUUCUUUUUCAUAUACUUUUGUCCACCGUAUAGACGAACACGAAAUGCCACGAAGUUAGAAGUAAGAGUAGAGAACCUAUCUAAAGCUAUGCGAAAUUGGUAUGUUCUCUCGUUGAACGAAUAAUAGAAUAUUUUAAGUGCAAGCGCGGCAACGACGUCCAUUGGCGAACCCUAUACGCGUAUAAUGCAAAAAAGAAAUCACCGAUUGGCUGAAAUUCAUACAACUGCGUGGGGGGAAGUGAAUGUAUGCUGGUCUGGCCCAAACGCGGCUACAUCCCCGUGCCAGACCAGCAAGGAAGUAGUAACGCCAGCGUUAUAAUUUUGUCUUUUGUUUAUCGUUUAUGUUUAUUUCACCGGGAAGAAGACGAGUUACGAAGAGCGUGGUAUCGCCGUAUCGUGCGGCUGGUACUGGGGGAUCGAACAGAAACCAUAUCGGCACCAAUUUUCCCAUGGUAAAUUUUCGGUGCGAUCAAGUAGUCGAAAGCGUAUUCAGGCAGCCUUCAACGUAAACAAAAAUGGAGCUAGGGGAGGGAGAUGCGAAGAUUUGUCGACUUUGCGGCCAAUGUGAAAGUAUAUACAUCGACGUGUUUGGUGAGGAAGGCACCAAAAGAUUUUUAGGAUUGAAGAUUUACACGAAAAUCAACAUUUUGAUAGAUGAGAGGGAUCCUCUGCCCAAGGCGAUCUGUGUUCAGUGUCUGGGCAAGCUUGAAUUCGUUUGCGACUUCCAAGAGGAGUGUCUUCGCACCCAACAAGUGUUACGCGAUCGAUACAAUCUACCACCCUUAUCAGAAAUUGCUGAGAUAAAGACUGAAGAUACAACGCCAAGCACAUCAACGAAUAAUAACAACAAUGAUAUUGACAAGAACCUAAAUUCUCCAAGCGAAAAGACUGUCAGAGAAAUAGAACGUGUUCCAAAGGCAGCUACAAGAACUCCAAAAAGCUUAAAAGGUCAGCAGCAAGGAAAAAAUAACGAGGAAGAUAGGAAUGAUGUUCAAACCACGAAUGAGAAGAAUACAGAUGAUGUGCAGCCUGUUGAAAAUUCGGAAACAACUACUAUACGUUGGCUCAGAAGCAGGCCGAGUACAGAAGCUACUACGGAUGAAGUAACAAGUGAUAUACCAAUUGCAAAUAGACUUAGAAGUCACAACAAUACUGCCACUGAAGUAAAUAUUAAUUCGUGCGACAGCUCAAAUGAAAAUGUUGAUAAAAUCAUUGGAAAGCAACAAGAAUCACCUACCAUUCAAAUUCCAACAUCUGCAUUAAAUAAACUUCUCACUAUCGUUUCAAAUUCUCCAAACAUAGAUGUAUCUGUCAAAGAAUCCAGAACUCAAAGCAGUGACAACGAAGACAUCAGUUUCACUGUAGAAUUAUGUAAAAAGGAAAGCGAAGACGGGACCACGGUUCGAGCAAGAGUGUUUCCAGAUCAGGGCUCGUGUUUGGUGGAUAAAGCUAUCGUUGAUCUUCUACAGAGCCAAAGUUGCGUAGAAGUGAAUAGUAUAAUAAAUACUAUUAUCAGCAGUAGCCUUAAAAAUGGGAAUUCUACAAAAUCAAAAGACUCUGUUGAGUUUGAACAGAAAUGGCAGGCCACGCAGAAUCCCGAGGAAUUGUUCAAAAUCGACGGUGAAGAGAUUCGCGUGGACGACAACGUCGAACACGUUGUGUCGGACAGUCAGAACGGUUAUUCUUGUAAACUGUGUUGCAAAUUCUACGAACGUAAAGACAAGUGUAUGGUUCACGUGAAAACUCAUCUCGGUAUCAAACAGUACACUUGUAUUUUAUGCAAUGCUAAAUUCGUAUGUAAGUCCGACGUUAUGAAACAUAUACGAUGUUCGCAUACCAAUCCUAGGCCGAUACAAUGCCCGAAGUGUCCUAAGCGAUUCAAAUCAAAAUUUUAUUUAAUGGAACAUGACAACGUGCACAAAGGCGUGAGACCAUAUUCUUGUACGGAUUGCGGUCAAAGUUACCACCAUAAAGUUUCGUUACAAAUUCACAUGAAAUCGCAUUUACCACCGCAGAAUUUGGCAUGCGAAUAUUGCGGCAAAGUAUUCCCGUAUCGUACGAGAUUACUGAGCCACGUUGCUAGUGUACAUUUAAAGAACCGUCGGAAUUUUAGGUGUCGAUUUUGUUAUAAUCUUUACUCGAGUCUAUCGGUAUUGAACGAGCACAUUAAGACGCGACACGCGACCACGUAUACCUGCGAGGUUUGUAGCAAAACGUUCAAAGUCGCGUCUAAGUAUAAGGCACACGUGUUGCAACACUCUAAUCCUAAGCCCUUCGUGUGUAACAUUUGUAACAAUAGAUACGCGUCGAAAGCAUUCCUAAAUGAACACUUAUUGAAACACGAAGGGUUGAGGAAACACAUAUGCCAGAAAUGUGGUGCGAGAUUCGCUCAGGCUAGUCAUCUGGCUGCGCAUCGGCACGUGCACGGCGAAAAGUUGCACGCAUGUCCAGAGUGCGGGCGUAAGUUCAACAGGCGCGAUAACAUGAAGGUACAUAGAAAAAGACAUUUCGAAGACAAAAAGACUGGUAUUAUUAAACAAAAGAAUGCUUCUAACGCCGACGUGAUUUCCACCACGUCUAACGAAAAGAUACUAUUGCAAGAAUUAAAAAUAAAGAAGAACGAUGGAUUGCCACAAAUUGUUUGUAUGCGCUGUCUGGGCACGUUGGAAUUCUUAUAUGACUUCUACGACAGUUGUCAGCACACUCAAAAGGAACUCUUGCAAGCUGUUCAAAAUAAAGCUGAAGAGAAACUUCAGCGAGAAGAUGACGGUGAAUCGGAUAAAGAGAAUGAUGUUACAUCAACGAAACACAAACCAAAAGCUUUAUCACCUAUUGCUUCCAAAGAUGCUGAAAAUUCUGUAGCCAUAAAUAAGGACAGUAAUAAUUUACAUAGUGAUAGCAAUGACUGUUCGAAUGAUAUUCAGCCGGUUACAUGUAAAUUGGUACCGUUAGAAAAUUUAAUUUCUAAUAAGCAGUCUACAGUGCGUAACAUUCCCACACGUGAGAAGAAUUCAAUGAACGAACAAAAGCGUGAUACAAAUUUCAUAUCCGAAAAGGAUAGUAUUAUGAAGAAAACAAGUCCAAUGAAUUUAUUGCUGAUGGAUGAAACGAAUGUUAAUGAAAACUCGGUGUUCCCUGUACGACGUAAGAGAGGUAGAAAGAGUAAAUUGGAAAAAAUGAGGGAAGCUAGUCUUUUAAAGAAGGAGAAUGUUGAUGAAAAGGAUAAUUUUCAGAACAAAUUGAAAAAAUACCGUCUGCGUAAUAUAUGUGAAAAUAUUAAUAGUGUAACUAAAAGUACUGUAAUUCCAAUUAAACUGGAAAUCAAGGAAACCACUGCAAAGGAAAAGGUAGCAAUGGACUCAUCAUUGAACGAAACUUGUAUUAAGGAUAGAGGUACUGAUAUAAUUAAUGAUGGUGAAGUUCCUGAUAAACCAACAGAAACGAAAUUCAAUGAAGAAAGCUCAAAGAAAACAGAAGAUAAUUUGGUCAAAAGUAAAGCAAUAUCUGUUAUUGUAAAACAAGAGAAACUAGAAGCACAUAAUAUAAAUGUGGACAUGCAAGAUUAUAUAUGUAAAAUUUGUGGUAAACGUCUUAAGUCGAAGAAAGCUUUGCACAAUCAUAAAAAUGUACAUGCUGUUGGAAAGUAUAAGUGUUCUUUAUGCCCAAAUGUAUACAAAAGUAAUCAAAUAUUAAAAGAACAUAUUUUGAAACAUAAGGGUAUUAGGAAUUAUAAAUGCAACAUAUGUGAAAAAACAUUUGCACAGCAGUCUCAUUUAGCUGCUCACAUGGCAGUACACAGUAAAAUUAGAUUUCAUUGUCCUGGAUGCGAUAGACCUUUCAAUCGACACGACAAUAUGAAAAUACAUACCAAACGAUGCAAAAUGUUUCUGACGAAUCCAGAUCUUAAAAACUUCUUUAAUAGAAGAGAAAGAUCUUCAUCGUUUACUAAGAUUACGAAGGUAGACGAUGAUCUAGGAAGUCAAGAUGUGUCAAUACCUGUUUCUAAAUUUGUUGAAAAUCAAGAUAAUAAGCUGUCAGUAAAGCCUGUAGACAAUCAGAGAAAGCCUGCAUCAAAUUUCUGUAAAUUAGGAUUGAAUAUCUCUUGUAUCGAACCAGUAGAUAAAACAUGGGAUCGUGUUGAUUUAUAUAAAAAAGUAUCAGAAGUAACAAACUCCACCGAAAUCAAUAUAAUUCAGAUUACACAAGUCAGUGAUAAAUUACAUUCGAAAAGCGAAAAUUUAACAGUACUUGAAAACGUUUUGAGACCAGAAAGUUUUUAGUAAAGAUAAGAAGAUAAGUUAUAAUGAAUAUCUUAGAACGAUAUUGUUUAAGAGUACAAAUCAGUGAUAUAAGAUUUAAUGGAACCAUGAAAUUAGAGAACAUACUCUCAAAUCAUUCAAUAACAAAUUAAGUAACGUUUCUGGGACAAAGUAUGUUAUUUAAAAAUACUAAAAUCUUAGUAAGUUGAAAAUUUUAUACAAUUGACUUUGAACUACCAAUGUUCUUACAUUUGUUGUAUUAAAAAAAAAUUAUCAUUCCUUUAAUUUAGUAGAUUAAGAUUUUGAUCUGAAUUUUAAAGUUAAGACUAGAUUAAUAUUUUUAUUAAGAUUAAUAUGAAAAUAAGUUAUAUUUUUUUACAUGUGAUCAAGUUAGACAGUUCAUUGCAACUGGUCCCUGAUGGAAAUUUGUAUUUUACAACCAAAGAAAACCUUUUUUCUAUCUCUUAAAAAGUAAAGCGACGUUUCAUCGAGAUAAGACGAGGUACUCUUACGCUUAUUUUAGUUAUAAGUAAGGAAACAAGACUGAUAAUCAAUAUACAAGUAUAAAUUUAUUAUGAGAAGUUCCUAUCUAGUAAUUAGUCUUUACAGUUUGAUAUGAUUGUUCUCUAUUCUGUUAGAGAACAAUUUUUAAUAUGAAAGCACGCGUCGUUAAUUGCCUGUAUUACAAUUAUAAUGGCAAUAAAUUAAAUCAUUUUUUAUGGAAAAAUU
Messenger RNA from Osmia bicornis bicornis, 5380 nucleotides. Its product is annotated as protein suppressor of hairy wing-like. The record is from RefSeq and is a predicted model, not a curated record. The coding region runs from base 908 to 4672 and encodes 1254 amino acids. The transcript is spliced from 8 exons. Gene Ontology annotation, cellular component: nucleus. NCBI's taxonomy places the organism in Eukaryota, Metazoa, Arthropoda, Insecta, Hymenoptera, Megachilidae. Gene Ontology annotation, molecular function: zinc ion binding.